AUGGCAUCAGCAAGGAGUUACAUCAUCCAAGAAAAGAUCCAGCGAGAUGCCAGUAGCAGGCUACAUGUCAUCAUCGUCGGCGCUGGUCUUGGCGGCCUAGGAGCGGCCAUCGCAACAUUGCUGGCCGGACAUGAAGUGACCGUCCUCGAAUCUGCACCAGCCAUCGGCGAGGUGGGCGCUGGUAUCCAAGUCCUGCCCAAUGCAGCCCGCGUGCUUUUCUCCUGGGGCCUGGAGGAGAAGCUGGAGAAGUAUGCGACCAAGCCCCAGAAGUGCAACUUCAUCGGCUGGAAGGGCAACUUCUUGGGCGACAUGGACUAUCACAAGUACGCGGCCGCAGCAGGCGGCUUCCCCUUCUGGGACUUUCAUCGAUCCGAUCUCCAUCGGUGCCUUCUUGAGCGCGCCGUCGAGUUAGGAGCCGAGCUAGUCACCAACGCCAAGGUCGAAACAUUUACUGUGUCUGAAGACCAGAUGUCAUCAUCCGUAUUCUUGGCGGACGGAAGGACCAUGACUGCCGACCUGAUUGUUGGUGCAGACGGCAUCGCUUCCAGCCUUAGGGAGCAGUUCCUCGGCAAGUCCGACCCACCCCAGCUUACCGGCGACUUGGCAUAUCGGCUUCUCCUGAACACUGCCGACAUGCUCAAAGAUCCCGAUCUGCGACACUUCGUCGAGAACCCUCAAGUUAACUACUGGGUCGGCCCCGACAAGCACGCCGUCAACUACGUUCUCAAGGGCGGCAAGCUGUUCAACAUGGUUCUUCUGGUUCCCGACGACAUGCCCGUCGACGGAGGAAACACCCUGAAAGGCAACAUCGAGGAGAUGCGAGCGCACUAUGACGGGUGGGACCCCCGUAUCAGCAAGAUGCUGCUGAUGUGCGACGAGGUUCUCAAGUGGAGGCUUUGCAUCAGGCCCGGUCUCGACCCAACGUGGUCUCACCCAUCUGGUGCAUUCACCAUGCUCGGCGACGCCGUCCACGCUACCCUGCCGUACCUUGCUAGUGGUGCUGGAAUGGCACUUGAGGACGGUGGUGUUCUCGGUUUGUGCCUUGCUCGCUUGACUGACAAGUCAGCCGCGGGAAAGAAGCAAGCUUUGAAGAUCUACGAGGAUUGCCGUCGGGAAAGGACGGAAAAGGUUGUGCGUCGCGGCACAUACAACCAAUGGAUGUAUCAUCUGCACGACGGAGAGGAACAGGUUGACCGUGACGCGAAGUUCACGCAUUUUGGUGAGAUGGAUGAUAAGUGGUUGAGUGGAGAGUCGCCUGUUCUGCCCGAGUCUCAGGAGACAGGGGAGGACCCGUUCCCUUGGAGGUACCACGGUGUCGGCAGGUGGCUGCUGACCUAUGACAUGUGGAAGGACAUUGAGUCAAAGUGGCCGUCCGCUCCAGUUGGAGCUGCAUCACACAGCGAGCAUACACCUAGAGCGAGUCUGUGA
This is a messenger RNA of Colletotrichum chrysophilum, 1428 nucleotides long. RefSeq lists its product as uncharacterized. Lineage: Eukaryota; Fungi; Ascomycota; Sordariomycetes; Glomerellales; Glomerellaceae. The transcript is spliced from 2 exons. Bases 1 to 1428 code for a protein of 475 amino acids. The record is from RefSeq and is a predicted model, not a curated record. Gene Ontology annotation, biological process: secondary metabolite biosynthetic process. Gene Ontology annotation, molecular function: FAD binding; monooxygenase activity.